AUGGCACCAACUAAUAAUAUGUCUUGGCCAUAUCGACAAAAUCAAGACCUAUAUACAUCAGCAACUUGUUCGAAUUAUUCAAAACCAUUGCAUACUAUUAAUCCAACAUUGACUUAUAAUUCAGAUUAUAUUCAAACUAAUGCUAAUAACUCAAUUAAAUCUAAUUUUUUAAAUCAAAAUACAGCUUAUAACACUAUAAUGUCAAACAAAAAUACAAACGAAUUACAAGCUUUACCUUCAUUUUAUGAACAUAGAUCUGUAACACCUAUACUAGAUGAACGACAUAGAAAUUCAUCACAAAUAUCUACUAUUAAUCAAGAUCAAGAAUCUUUUGAAGCUCAACAAAAUUCUUGUAAUAAAAAAAUUUCAAGACCUACUACAUCAUUUCAAUGUACAUUAUAUUCACCAACCAAUUCUCAUGAUACUAAUACUUGGGAAUCUAACAAUAAUUCUUGUAACGAAAAGAUUUCAAGACCUACUACAUUAUUUCAAUAUACAUCAUAUUUACCAACUAAUUCUUAUGAUACUAAUACUUGGGAAUCUAAUAAUAAUUCUUGCAAUGAAAAGAUUUCAAGAUCUGCUACAUCAUUUCAAUGUACAUCAUAUUCACCAACCAAUUCUCAUGAUACUAAUACUUGGGAAUCUAAUAAUAAUUCUUGUAACAAAAAGAUUUCAAGAUCUACUAUAUCAUUUCAACAUACAUCAUAUUCACUAACCAAUUCUCAUGAUACUAAUACUUGGGAAUCUAACAAAAAUGAACAAAAUUAUCAUAGUCAAAAUAAAGAAAAAGUUUCAAAUAUAGAUACACAAUUUCAAUCCACAUCAUCAUAUUCACCAGCAAAUUCUUCUAAUGCGAAUAUUUGGAAACCUAAUACCAAUUUACAAAAGUUAAAUUUUUUAGAUGAAAAUUCAUUAGUUAAUUGGUUAUCUACACGACCUGAUUUAAUUGCUCAAGCACAAAGUUUAUUAACAGCUUCUUUGCCACCUAAGACUGAAGUUAGUAUUUCAGAACAAUCUGAUAAAGAAACUAUUAUAAAUCUAGUUAUGGAGCAAUGCAAGCUUCUAUUUUUACGUACAAGAAAUCCUACUAAGAAAAUACGUGAAACAUUAAUCAAGAAAAUUACUCCAUCAACUGAUUUUGUAUCUCGAGAAUUUAAAGUGCUAAGCAAAAAAGCAUGUGAAUACUUUGAUAAUUUCCGACAUACAUUUAACAAAGAUAUGGCAGCUCUUGCUAGAGACUUGCUAGUUAAAAAUAGUGAUCCAACAAUUGAAAAUAUUGAGCAAUUUGUUGCUAGUAAAUCUCUUGAAAAAUUUAUCGCUAAAAGCUUAAAGAUUCAUGUUAAAUAUUUAAUUGCAACUCAUAAUAAGGAAAAACUAUCCUAUUGCGAAAAUGUCUUGAAAAAGAUUAAAACACUUGAUCAACUUACUUUUCAUUUAACUAUUCCAUCAGCAAGUCGACGCAAUUAUGCAAAUGAAUUGGAUCUUGAUCAAGCUAAUACAGAAUUAUCUUCGGAUGAAUAA
Dentiscutata erythropus is the source of this 1521-nucleotide messenger RNA. Lineage: Eukaryota; Fungi; Glomeromycota; Glomeromycetes; Diversisporales; Gigasporaceae. The record is from the annotation of a GenBank genome assembly.